Musa acuminata subsp. malaccensis (wild Malaysian banana) is the source of this 1234-nucleotide messenger RNA. Lineage: Eukaryota; Viridiplantae; Streptophyta; Magnoliopsida; Zingiberales; Musaceae. The record is from RefSeq and is a predicted model, not a curated record.
AUGAGUCAGGCGACCGAUACUUACCAUGUACAACUGACCCAGACUCAUUUCCCUGCCGGAGACAACGUGCGGUCACGUAGCGGUCAAAGGGCGGCCGUCGGAGGCCUCCGAGGCUGCAACUGCAGCAGCAGCAGCAGCGCGGCGGCGGAGUUCGGCCCCAUGAAGGAGUGGGAGGUCAGGCCGGGCGGGUUGCUCGUUCAGAAGCGCGCCCCUGAGGCCGACCCCUCGGCCGCUCCGGUCCCCACCGUCUGCGUCAAGGUCAAGCACGGCGCCGGGAACCACGAGAUCCGCAUCAGCUCCCAGGCCACCUUCGGGGAGCUGAAGAAGGCGCUGUCGGCCAGAACGGGAUUGCACCCGUUGGACAUGAAGCUGGUGUAUAGAGACAAGGCGAGGGAGUCGAAUGAGUUCCUCGACACCGCCGGCGUGAAGGACAAGUCCAAGGUCGUGUUAGUGGAAGACCCCGUGGCGCAGGCCAAGCGCCUACUCGAGAUGCGCAAGUCCGACAUGAUGGAGAAGGCCGCCAGGUCCGUAUCCACCGUCACCCUCGAAGUCGAUCGGCUCGCCACCAAGGCGUCGGCGUUGGAGGCGAUCGUCAACAGAGGCGGGAGGGUGGUGGAGAAUGAUGUCACCGAUCUCAUCGACUCUUUAAUGAAUGAGCUGAUCAAGUUGGACGCCGUUGUCGCCGACGGGGACGCGAAGCUGCAGAGGAGAAUGCAGAUGAAGAGAGUGCAGAAGUACGUCGAAACAUUGGAUGCGAUCAAGAUCAAGAACUCGUCGCCGAGAGCAAACGGCCAAUCAAGCAAGCAGCAACAUCAUCGGAUUCAGCCUCAGCAUCAAGAACAAAUGCAUCAAAAGACGGACUUGCAGCAAACACAUCCGCGAUUCCAACAGCAGCCGGUGGUGGUGACAAAGAAUUGGGAAACAUUCGAAUCCCUUUUCGCGCAAUCCACCUCAGCCACCACCACAGCAGCCUCGUCCGCUCCUCAUGCAAGCUUCGACUGGGAGCUAUUCUGAGCAUCCGAUGCAUUGCCAUCGGCAAAAUCUUGCAUUCUGUUGUUCCCAAUUCUGGUCAGAUCCUCUCGAACAACACUUCCUUCUGCUCUACUACUAUUCAUCGUGUGCAUAUCUCCUGCUUAGAGGGGGAUCAAUUCAGAUUCACGUGGAAUAAAUGGACUCGCAAGGCCUAAAUGAGUCCAUUACCAGUGGCUCCGGCUGCUUAAGCGUUCUUGACUAA